AUGUACGACCCCGCGGUACCUAACAAUUACCGAGACGUUAAAAUAGUACAGUGGAAGCGUGCGCGUGAGGUAGAAGAAAAUGAAAAGCUUUCACGCACAUCGAUGGAAUCAAUCUUGGCAACUCCUUCGCCCUUUGACUUCCCUGGAAUGGUGCAGCCGCCCUCGCCAACACCGACAGACACGUCUUUUCCAGGCAGCAGUGAAGUACUGCCACUUCACCUCAGCGUAGAGGAGUUGCACCAACGGCGUGUACGGCAGAGCGCAGCACUCGGUAUCACAACAGCCAUCCGACUGGAACGUGACGAACUCGAGGCGGCACACAAGGUGAAAGUGGCCACGGGGAUGGAUCGCAAAGGUCGCAUAGGAUCAAAAUUGGAGAAGUUCAUGAAAAUGGCCACCUCGUCUUCCUCCAGCGGCGACGCCGCGAGCGGUAGCAAUGGAGAUGCCGAUGUUUCAUCCGGAAUGUCAUCAAUGGGCUUGCCACCCUCAUCGCUUGCCGGUAGCAGCGCUCCUCUUGUGUUUCAGCGGUCGACGUUGGCUGCUGGAGGCUACAUGGUGAAGGAGGAUACAAACGCUCAGGACGGUCGCAAGGCUCCUUCCGGGAAACCUAGUUCAACUAUCCUCAUCCGUUUUAUUCGCGACGGCCCGCCUCCCGAUUUAUUUGAGGAGGAUGCCACCGCAGGGGGGGAUAACGAAGGUGGUGCAGUUGGCAGCUUAAGGGCAGCUGGUUUGGCGUUUCUUGAGAAUGUACAGGGCCAGUGCGCACGGUAUGGUAUUGUGCGCUCUGUGCGGCCCGCUUUGCUAACGGAGGAGCAACGCACAGCCGUCCGUGCACGACUGGAACAGUGCGCAUCAACGCCCGUUGAAGUGGAGUUGCGCUUUGCGCGAGAGCUGGUCCGCGUGCUCGUGCGAUUUGACACGGUUGCGGGUGCCUUUAAGGCCAUUGAUGCACUACAGCAGAACUGUGUUAAUUGGAGUGUUUGCUUUUUCCCCACGAUACUGUUUGAUGCAGGAACCCUUGGCCCAUCUGAUGGUGAGCCUUUAUGUGGAACCUAA
Trypanosoma brucei brucei TREU927 is the source of this 1056-nucleotide messenger RNA. RefSeq lists its product as hypothetical. Bases 1 to 1056 code for a protein of 351 amino acids. Lineage: Eukaryota; Euglenozoa; Kinetoplastea; Trypanosomatida; Trypanosomatidae. The transcript has a single exon. The record is from RefSeq and is a predicted model, not a curated record.